CAGGCAUGGAGAAACCGGAAGUUAUUUUGAAAGUCAGCCUGUUGUGACAGUGACCUAUUAGUACUGCUAAUUAUCCACCGGGCAUGACGGGACCGACGUGUGGCACAGUAUAACAGCUUGGGUACAGUUGUCACCAUGGCUGUUAAGAUAUUCUUCCCCACGUCCUGUUCGGGAGCUGAGAAUGGGCUUCUUAUUGGGCGCUGGAUGGCAGACCACCAGUCUGUGGUGGUCCUGGCUGUACUCCACUUUCCGUUCAUCCCUGGCUAUGUGAAGAAAUACCUGGCUAAUCUGGAACAGGUGACAGGCCUGAGCCUCUCUGUGUUAGGAACCUGGAGCAACAGAAAAGCCGAGACGGAUGACAAGACGGAGAACUUUCUCAGCGACCUUAGCAGUAUAUUCGCACACCAGCCAUGGUUACGGAUGGCGAGAGAAGCUUCUAACAAGUUCUGGGAUUGUGCAAUUGAUGGACUUGCGGAUGGAGAAGAAGCAGAAAUUGUCUUGGUCUACUAUGAUCAGCAGAAGGUGAUGCUGUCGGAGUUGCACAACAAGGCUGAGAGCUCUGAAAUUGCCGGUUUCUUUGAUACUGUGGCAAGGAACCGUCCUCUUUUUGCCAUGGACAAAUAUGAUGAAGGUCCAAUAAAGCUCACUCACUGGCAGUCUGAAGGGGUGGAAGCUAGCAUUAUUGUGGAGCUGGUCAAGCAAGCCUCUGUGCCUAUGUGUGCUUUCUUGUCUUUCCUGCUUUCAGUAAUUACCUCUAUCACCAGAGUUCUGCAAGUGAAACCACUCUCUUACCUGUGGAGCAAGCUGUCUACCUGUGAGCAGUUAGGUAAACGUCUGGACAGCCUUCGACUGAUCGGCAGCACCGAGGCGGCAAAGGACCACACUCUGUUCAUGAGGAAGGCCAACACCUUGGUUUCACUUCUGCUUGAUGUCAUCCUUGGAAUCGUUCUGAUGUCCUGGCUUUACCAAGGGAAUCACAUAGGCCAGCUGGCUGAUAAGCUUUUGCCUGUGGCUGAUCGUGUUGCAGUAGAACUCCAGGGCCUGCUGCAGUGGCUGAUGGGAGCACCAGCUGGACUGAAGAUGAACCGAGCACUGGAUGAGGUCCUUGGUCGCUUUUUUAUGUAUCACAUCCACCUCUGGAUCAGUUACAUCCGCCUCAUGUCGCCAUUCAUUGAAGUCAUUCUGUGGUAUAUUGGAUUAUCGGCGUGCCUGGGGCUCUCUGUAGCACUUUCAAUCCUAUCUGACAUUAUUGCCCUUCUGACCUUCCAUAUAUAUUGUUUCUAUGUAUAUGGAGCCCGCUUGUACUGCCUGAAGAUGCACGGACUCUCAUCCCUGUGGCGGCUUUUUCGAGGGAAAAAGUGGAACGUUCUGCGCCAGAGAGUAGACUCCUGCUCCUACGAUCUAGAUCAGCUAUUUCUUGGGACCCUACUCUUCACCAUUCUGCUCUUUCUACUGCCGACGAUUGCCCUUUAUUACCUGGUAUUCACCCUGUUACGUCUACUCGUGGUUCUGGUCCAAGGAGUCAUCCAGAUGACCACAGACCUGCUGAACUCGGUCCCCGUCUACGCCCUGGUGUUGCGGCUUUGCAGGCCCUACAGGUUGGCAGCCGGGGUCAAGUUCCGAAUGUUGGAGCAACAAACAGGGAAACCACUAAGACUCCUGAUGCAGAUCAAUUCUUUGCCAUAUGGAAAUGUGCUGCAGCAUUACAGGCUGCCCUCCAGUAGAUGUUACCCCAAAGACUCCUGGGGCUCCUUGUGCAAGAAGCUGUUCAUCGGGGAGCUCAUCUACCCCUGGAGGCAGAAAGGAGACAAGCAGGACUGAGAGACUGUGACGGUGGCUUUCUAGACUCUUCCAGGGACGGAGGAGAGACGGUGACGCCAGGAGUGAAUUAUCUAGGGAUUCUUGAACAAAUAACUGAAUUCUGUUUUUGAGAUGUUACAAGAAAAAAGGAAGUAUUGAUUAUUAGUGUCACGUUCAGCAUGUGACAUCACAACAACAGGAAGUGACUGAU
Messenger RNA from Spea bombifrons (plains spadefoot toad), 2011 nucleotides. It is a transcript of the gene PIGQ, whose product is annotated as phosphatidylinositol glycan anchor biosynthesis class Q. The transcript is spliced from 11 exons. Gene Ontology annotation, biological process: GPI anchor biosynthetic process. Gene Ontology annotation, cellular component: endoplasmic reticulum; membrane. Bases 136 to 1821 code for a protein of 561 amino acids. The record is from RefSeq and is a predicted model, not a curated record. Lineage: Eukaryota; Metazoa; Chordata; Amphibia; Anura; Pelobatidae.